Messenger RNA from Gryllus bimaculatus (two-spotted cricket), 913 nucleotides. The record is from the annotation of a GenBank genome assembly. Lineage: Eukaryota; Metazoa; Arthropoda; Insecta; Orthoptera; Gryllidae.
AAAGCGAGGGCUCAAGAAAAAGUGCGCGGGUAAAAUCCGUCCAGGACAGUUCGUGUUGUUUAUUUAUUAAUUAAUUGUUACAAAUUGCUCGUUAUAUGUGGAUUUUAAAAUGGAAGGUAUUAGUAUCUUGGCGGAAAAUGUGAUAAAGAUAGAAGAUGUUAAAGAAGAACAAGUAAUUAAGGAGGAAUGCAACUGGAAUUGCAUUGAAGAAGUUGAAUCCAGUUCAAUCUCAUGCUCAGUGAAGAGAGAAAAUGAUUCAGACGAAGAGGAGUUGGAGCGUCCAAUUUCCGUGUUUGUUGGACCGAAUGAGGACCAGGAGAGAGUUUUCAGAGGCGAAGAGAAGGAUCCUCUUUCGUUCUGUGAAGAAGCUUUCAUCAAACAGGAGGAAGCUUCAUGUUCCUCAGGUCAAACGUAUCAACAUCAUCAACAAGGCAGAUCUUGUAUUGCAAACGCUCUCCAGUGGACGGACGUCGCGCAGUCUUUAAACAGCCGUGUAGUUGGUGGUGUCAUUUCGAAUCCUCCUCCCCCACACGACAGCGCGGGUCCGGUCGAGUUUCUCAACCGAUGUCGUGUUUACCUCCAUUUCUUUGAAGAGCUCAACAAUACUCUCGAUCGACAUAGUUUCAAAAUUUUCGCCCAAUUCGAGUGUCAGUUUUUAAUUGAGAAAGAGAACGCCGAGACGCACGAAAUCAUAUUCUCAUUGCUCAUGUGGUCUUUGUCAUGUUUACAUAACAUUCCAUUCAUGAUCUGCCUUGGUUUUCAUUAUAAUUGUACGUCAGAUAUGAAAUCUCUUAAUUCAUUAAACCUGAUUAUGCGUGCACUGUUUAAAUUGAAUUAUAUAAGUUAUAAUGAAUUAGCUUUGCUUGCUCUAACAGUGCCUAUGGAAACUGGAAUGGAUGAACAUGUCCUUGAA